AUGCUGCGCUCCUUCGCUGUGUGCCCCGCCACCGUCACCGCUCAGAAUGCUGCCGUGCUGCCCAUAAUGCUGUCGUCCAAGCUGCUGCCGGAGAUGGAGGUGGACGGGCGAGCAAGAGAGGACGCGCUCAGGGCGCCGCUGGCAGCGCUGCCCGUGGCGCAGCAGCUGGAGAUGCUGCAGCUGCAGGUGGGCGCGUGCAGGUGGGGGCCUGCAGUGGAGGGGCGAGGCGCACGGGUGGGUGCAGAGCCACGGGUGGAGGAAGGUGCAGGUGGGGUGGGCGGUGGUGGCAUGGCCAUCGAGCUGUGUGUGUGCUUGGCGGCCACACAGCACCUCCCUCUCCUCUCCCCCUCACGCCCCGACUCUUCCCUCCCUCCUCCACGGCAGGCGGGUGUGCAUGGCGUCACAUGCAGGCGGGUGUGCAUGGCGUCACAUGCAGGCGGGUGUGCAUGGCGUCACAUGCAGGCGGGUGUGCAUGGCGUCACGUGCAGGCGGGUGUGCAUGGCGUCACAUGCAGGCGGGUGUGCAUGGCGUCACAUGCAGGCGGGUGUGCAUGGCGUCACAUGCAGGCGGGUGUGCAUGGCGUCACAUGCAGGCGGGUGUGCAUGGCGUCACAUGCAGAUCUCAACCACUGCAGCCCCGCCAUGCCCAUGGAAGACUCGCUGCUCUCCCUCUUCACACCCUUUCCUCUCCCUUCCCUUCCCUCUCCCACGGCCCGCCACUCUCUCCCUGCCCGCCACUCUCUCCCUGCCCGCCACUCUCUCCCUGCCCGCCACUCUCUCCCUGCCAUACCCUCUCUCCCUGCCAUUCCCUCUCUCCCUGCCAUACCCUCUCUCCCUGCCAUACCCUCUCUCCCUGCCAUCCGCUCUCUCGCUGACCCUCGCUGCUCGUCCCCUCACCGGGCAGGCGAAGAUGGUGGACGUGGCGUGUGAGCGCGCGGAGAAGGUCAUUCUCGAUGCGCGCAAGGCGCACGGCAUCGGCGCGCGCCAGGCGGCGGCCAGCGUGGCAGCGCUGUACGGCGCAGGCAGCACGGACAAGGCUGCUCUCGCCCGCGUCGCCGACCAGGAGAAGCUUCUCAGAAAUGCACUGGCCACCGGCGAGGGGUUCCGAGUGGCCCCCCAGCCGGCCACUGCUGGGCCUGCUCCUCCCGCCCACCGCACGCACCCAAGCCAGGCGGCACCAGCAGCAGCGUCCCUGCCACCACAUAUGCGGCCGCGCAAGAGGAAGCACCCACAUGACGCCACCACCACUGCUGCACCCGCACCUGCUGCUGCCACCGCUGCUGCCACCGCUGCUGCCACCACCGCCACUGCCACUGCCGCGCACACUGACGUGCCUGCCUCAUCACCCGCCCCGCCUGCCUGUACGUUGCCAACUCUCUCCCUUCGCCCCCAUCCCCUCUCUCUCCCCUGCCCCCGUCCCCUCCCUCCCUUGCCCCCUCCCUCUCCCCUGCCCCCAUCCGCUUUCUCCCCUUCCCCCGUCCCCUCUCUCCCCUGCCCCCGUCUCCUCUCUCCCCUGCCCCCGUCCCCUCUCUUCCCUGUCCCUGUCCCCUUUCUCCCCUGCCCCCGUCCCUUCUCUCCCCCACCCCCCCAUCCCCCGUCUCCACUGCCCUCAUCCGCCCUAUCUGCCGCCGUGCAUUGUGUCCCUACUCAUCCUUCGCUUUCUAUCCCACUCAUUCCCUUCCACACUACCCUUCUUCCUCUCCAUUCCCUCCCACUGCCGCCCUCGCCCCAUGCAGCGGCACCCCUUCCUCUGCCGCCCACCGCAUCUGCCGCUCCCUCCCUUACCGCAUCGUACCCGCUCUCCUCCGCUGCUGCUCGCCCCUCCCCGCCGACCGCCCCUCUUGCCCCCUCGCCCGCGCCCACACCUGCUGCUGCUGCCGCUGCUGCUGCCAGUGCAGCGGGUGGGGCGGCACCGCGGCCGCCCGGGGCAGCAGCGGGGUCGGCAUCUCUGCCUGUGCGCCCCGCCACGGCUCCGCUCACCACCCCCUUGCCCUCCCUCUCCACCGCCGCUCCCAUCGGCAUCGCACGCCCGUCUGCUGCAGCCAAUCCCAUGCUGACAGCUGGCGGCGGGGGCAGCACAGGAGGGGGAUCGGGAGCGCCGACAAUGCUGCUGGGGAUGCCGAGUGGCAUGCGCACGUUUGAGGGGCUGGGAGGGGCGCUGCUGGGCGUGCCGGGGGGCUGGCAUGGCACCAUGCCCGCCUCCACAGGCGCAGCCUCUGGAGGAGGAGCGGUGCCGCUCGGCCGAAUGCCGCCCUCAGGCUCGGGUCUGGUUCGGCCGAACGUACCCAUGGGGGGGUCUGGCCAAGCUGCAGGUGCAGGGUUGCCAAGUACAGGCAGUACAACAGGAGGAGGUGGUGGGGUGGGUGUGCCUGGCGCAGCAGCGGGGUCUGGUGGGGCUGCAGCAGGGGGCAUGGGGGACUUUGGUGGUGCUGGCGCCCCUUCCCACGCAGGGCCAGCAGCGAUGGGCGGGGCAGAGGUGGCAGGGGGGGGUGGAGGAGGAGCGCUAUCGGCACUGGGCGCCACCAUGGGUGCAGCAGGGCCCAUAGCAGCGCCGCAGAUGAGAGGAGCCUACGCUGCACCGUCCCCGGGCAACCUUGGGCAGGUGGCAUCUGCUCAGAUGCACCUGGCCACGAGCCCCCCCCAGUACGGCCUGCAGGCCGGCACGGGCGGGUUCUCAGCCCCGUCACCCCCCGUGUUCCAGGCUCCGUCGCCCGCCCUGUCGUACAACGCUCCCUCGCCACAGCUCAUGCACGCCUCCCACCCGCACUCGCCCAUGCUCCCCCUGCAGCACCAGCAGCAGCUGCAGCAGCAACAGGCAGCCUCGCCCAUGGUCCCCGGUGGUGGGGGAGGACCGGGGCACGGGGGCCCGCAGCUUCUGCAGCAGCCGAUGGCAUCGCUGAGUCAGCAGAGGCAGAUGCAGCGACUGCACCUGCAGAGGCAGAGGCAGCAGCAGCAGCAGCAACAACAACAGCAGCAACAGCAACAGCAGCAACAGCAGCAGCAUCAGCAACAGCAUUUCAACUAG
Closterium sp. NIES-65 is the source of this 3024-nucleotide messenger RNA. The record is from the annotation of a GenBank genome assembly. NCBI's taxonomy places the organism in Eukaryota, Viridiplantae, Streptophyta, Zygnematophyceae, Desmidiales, Closteriaceae.